Molecule: messenger RNA, 958 nt
Organism: Hemiscyllium ocellatum (epaulette shark)
Lineage: Eukaryota; Metazoa; Chordata; Chondrichthyes; Orectolobiformes; Hemiscylliidae
Gene: cyba
Product: cytochrome b-245 light chain
Exons: 6
Coding region: 79-627 (182 amino acids)
Biological process (GO): superoxide anion generation
Cellular component (GO): NADPH oxidase complex
Molecular function (GO): heme binding
Source: RefSeq, a predicted model, not a curated record
UUUAUCGAUCUCAAAAGUUCUUGAGCAUCUGAGAUACAGAGCAUUCGGAGGUUCAGCGGGAUAGGGAGUGUGUACACCAUGGGCCAGAUCGAGUGGGCGAUGUGGGCAAAUGAACAAGCUCUGGCAUCGGGGCUCAUUCUGCUUAUUGGAGGCGUGGUCGGAGUGGCUGGACAAUUCAGAGAUUGGGAAUUUGCCGCUUAUGGCGUUGCUGCAGGUGUCUUUGUAAUUUUGUUGGAAUACCCCAGAGGAAAGAGACGAAAGGGAACAACCAUGGAGAGACCGGGUCAGUGGUUUUUGGCAGCUGUUGUGAAAUUGUUUGGACCUUUAACACGGAAUUACUAUGUCCGUGCUAUUCUCCACGCAUGCUUAGCAGUACCUGGAGGCUUUAUAUUACCCACAGUCCUGGGCACCGUCAACCUUGGCAUUGCCAGCCUCAUCUACCUACUUGCUGCCUUCCGAAAAGAAGAAUGGAGACCUAUACAGGCGGGACAGACUCCAAAAGGACACGUUGGAAAGAGUAUCCAUCAGCCACCCACAAACCCUCCACCACGGCCUCCUGCUGAACAUCGAAGAAAACAAAUGGAUGAUGGAAGAACUGGAGCUAUUGAAGUCACAGCCACAGCUUGACUCAAACUGAAGUGACUCCAAUGGCAACUGUAAUUAUUCAUCUGUCCCACUAUUUUACUGAACAUGUUAAUACAAUGCAAUGUGGUAUUUAGACCCCAUAUAAGAUCAAAUUAUGAUUGAAAGAAAUAUGAACAUUUUUUCUGCCGUAGGGGUUUUCUCAUUUACAGCGAGACAAUCUGCUAUUUUGUUUAUUUGUUAUCAUUAAUGUUUCCGUGAUAUUGUUACCUAAAGUUCUCCCUUUUCAUUUAUGCUGUUGAUAAGACUUGUUCUUUGUAAAGUAUUAAUAAAGUAAAAGAAUGGGCUGGCAAAUGCCAUUCUCUUAAAACAUUAA